GCAUUUCCGGAGCAGAGUUCAGAGAAAGGCUGGGCUGCUAGUUGCUGGUUAAAAGACAAAGGGUAAGUUUCAGGAAGCAGAAGAGUGAGCAGAUGAAAUUCAGCACUGGUAUCAGGGAAGUGUGGGAUUUGCAAAAGGAAAAUGCAAAGACGGCUCCUCCCUUCCAAGGAAACGAAACCAACAGCAGCCCAGGCUUAGUCAGCAGAUGAGAUAAAAGCGAACAGGUCUGGGAGGCAGUUCUGUUGCCACUCUCUCUCCUGUCAAUGAUGGAUCUCAGAAAUACCCCAGCCAAAUCUCUGGACAAGUUCAUCGAAGACUAUCUCUUGCCAGACACGCAUUUCCGCAUGCAAAUCAACCAUGCCAUUGACAUCAUCUGUGGGUUCCUGAAGGAAAGGUGCUUCCGAGGUAGCUGCUACCCUGUGCGUGUGUCCAAGGUGGUAAAGGGUGGCUCCUCAGGCAAGGGCACCACCCUCAGAGGCCGAUCUGACGCUGACCUGGUUGUCUUCCUCAGUCCUCUCACCACUUUUCAGGAUCAGUUAAAUCGCCGGGGAGAGUUCAUCCAGGAAAUUAGGAGACAGCUGGAAGCCUGUCAAAGAGAGAGAGCAUUUUUCGUGAAGUUUGAGGUCCAGGCUCCACGCUGGGACAACCCCCGUGCGCUCAGCUUCGUACUGAGUUCGCUCCAGCUCGGGGAGGGGGUGGAGUUCGAUGUGCUGCCUGCCUUUGAUGCCCUGGGUCAGUUGACUGGCGGCUAUAAACCUAACCCCCAAAUCUAUGUCGAGCUCAUCGAGGAGUGCAUCUACCUGCGGAAAGAGGGCGAGUUCUCCACCUGCUUCACAGAACUACAGAGAGACUUCCUGAAGCAGCGCCCCACCAAGCUCAAGAGCCUCAUCCGCCUAGUCAAGCACUGGUACCAAAAUUGUAAGGAGAAGCUUGGGAAGCUGCCACCUCAGUAUGCCCUGGAGCUCCUGACGGUCUAUGCUUGGGAGCAAGGGAGCAUGGAAACACAUUUCAACACAGCCCGGGGAUUUCGGACCGUCUUGGAAUUAGUCAUAAACUACCAGCAACUCUGCAUCUACUGGACAAAUUAUUAUGACUUUAAAAACCCCAUUAUUGAAAAGUACCUGAGCAGGCAGCUCAGGAAACCCAGGCCUGUGAUUCUGGACCCGGCGGACCCUACAGGAAACUUGGGUGGUGGAGACCCAAAGGGCUGGAGGCAGCUGGCACAAGAGGCUAAGGCCUGGCUGAAUUACCCAUGCUUUAAGAAUUGGGAUGGGUCCCCAGUGAGCUCCUGGAUUCUGCAGGUAAACCUGACACCGGUUGGCAGAAGGCACUAUACCAAUAAUUAGCGAACAUGCAGUGAAUUUGCAACAGACAAGAGGAGCCUCAUUAUCCUAUAGUUUCCAGGUUGCUUAGGGAGGCAGAAAUCACAGCAAGGAAAAUCUUCAACAAUAAACAGAUGUCUCAUAAAAUUAAUUGCAACCCAACCUCUCUCUCUACUUAAAAUUAGCAUCUAUUUCCAGCUCUGCUUGCAAUGCCCCCAUAUGAAUACAUGUGAACUCCCUCCCUCUCUUCCUCCCUCUCUCCUUCUCUUUCUCUCUCUCUCCCUCAUUAAAAAAUAAAAUUUAAGAAAAAAAUACAAGGUAGAUUUACACAAAUAGUGGGAUCUCAGUCUUGAGUUAGCUGUGUAUAACUGAAAAGGAUGUUGUGGUUAAUAAUCAUCAUAAAAACAAUGACAUGGCCGGGCACAGUGGCUCACGCCUGUAAUCCCAGCACUUUGGGAGGCGGAGGUGGGCAGAUCACUUGAGGCCAGGAGUUCAAGACCAGCCUGGCCAACAUGGUGAAACUGCAUCUCUACUAAAAAUACAAAAAUUAGCCGGGCAUCCUGGCCAGCCCCUGUAAUCCCAGCUAAACAGGAGGCUGAGGCAGGAGAAUCGCUUGAACCUGCUGGCUGGUGGUUGCAGUGAGCCGAGCUCACACCACUGCACUCCAGCCUGGGCAACAGAGCGAGACUACAUCUCAAAAAACAAAACAAAACAAAACGAAAAAUCCACAAUAACAUAAAAGUAAUAAAAACAAAACUACUGCUAUUUACUCAGUGCUUAUCUGAUGCCAGCCACUUUGCUAAGCCUAUGAGUGCAUUAUUUCCCCGUUGCUACAGAUGAGAGAAUUGAGGUUCAGACAGGUUGAAAUCAUUGCGCCCAAAGUCACACAACUGGUGAGUGGCAGAGCUGGGAUGCAAACCCUAAACUGCCAGCCUUCAAAGCCUGUGCUCUUAAUCUCUACCCUGCUGUCUUAGUGCUUCCUUGUCCAUUUAAUUAAGCUCCAUAGGCACACAUUCCAUGCCCUCCUUUGCUGUACAAUCCCAGGCAAGUCACUCAGCUUCUCUGAGCCUCAGUUUCAUAAUCUGUCAAAUGGAGGUAACACAAAUAAUUCCUAGUUGUGACGAAGAAUCAUCAUAGAAAUCUGC
Nomascus leucogenys (northern white-cheeked gibbon) is the source of this 2467-nucleotide messenger RNA. RefSeq names its product 2'-5'-oligoadenylate synthetase 1 (gene OAS1). The transcript has 6 exons. Gene Ontology annotation, biological process: negative regulation of viral genome replication; defense response to virus; regulation of ribonuclease activity. Gene Ontology annotation, cellular component: nucleoplasm; membrane; cytosol. The coding region runs from base 264 to 1346 and encodes 360 amino acids. Gene Ontology annotation, molecular function: 2'-5'-oligoadenylate synthetase activity; double-stranded RNA binding. The record is from RefSeq and is a predicted model, not a curated record. Lineage: Eukaryota; Metazoa; Chordata; Mammalia; Primates; Hylobatidae.